GGAGAGAGCAGUGCGAGCUUUUUGCGAGCUGCUCGAGCCGGCAAUUUGGACCGUGUGCUGGAGCUGCUGCGUUCCGGCACCGACAUCAACACAUGUAAUGCGAAUGGGCUGAAUGCACUGCAUCUUGCCUCGAAGGAGGGCCACCACGAGGUGGUCCGUGAGCUGCUCAAACGCAAAGCGGACGUGGAUGCCGCCACAAAGGUUCUCUCUGCCAUUCCUGAACCCUCCGGCACUCCAGCUGCGCACAUGCCAAAAGAACUAGUGUGA
Messenger RNA from Gongylonema pulchrum, 267 nucleotides. Lineage: Eukaryota; Metazoa; Nematoda; Chromadorea; Rhabditida; Gongylonematidae. The record is from the annotation of a GenBank genome assembly.